This is a messenger RNA of Passer domesticus (house sparrow), 3128 nucleotides long. It is a transcript of the gene SLC10A2, whose product is annotated as solute carrier family 10 member 2. Bases 134 to 1222 code for a protein of 362 amino acids. Gene Ontology annotation, biological process: bile acid and bile salt transport. Gene Ontology annotation, cellular component: apical plasma membrane. The record is from RefSeq and is a predicted model, not a curated record. The transcript has 6 exons. Gene Ontology annotation, molecular function: bile acid:sodium symporter activity. NCBI's taxonomy places the organism in Eukaryota, Metazoa, Chordata, Aves, Passeriformes, Passeridae.
UUCAAGAGUAGUAAGACUUUUCUGGCAUUUAUUGCACUUUAUUGCUUCCUGGAUCAUUUAAAAGAAGUCACUGACAAACAACCGUAGGCUUGAAAGUUUACUGCAGAUGCAGUGAGCAGUUCUGUAUUUCAAAAUGCAGACGAACUUUCUUUCCCAGCAAUUUAAUGCUGGUUCUUUGGCAGAAAACUCCACGGCUUGUCCAGCAAAUGCUACUAUUUGCAAUGGCACUUCUUGUGUAUUGCCAGAAGAUAAUUUUAAUCAAACUUUAAGCGUAAUUUUAAGUACUGUUCUAACAAUCAUGCUGGCUUUGGUGAUGUUUUCCAUGGGCUGCAAUGUGGAAAUUAAGAAUUUCUUGGGCCACAUAAAAAGACCCUGGGGUAUAUUUGUGGGUUUCCUUUGCCAGUUUGGAAUUAUGCCUCUCACAGCCUUCUUGCUCUCUUUGGCCUUUAACGUCCUUCCUAUUCAAGCUGUUGUGGUGAUGAUCAUGGGAUGCUGUCCAGGGGGCACAGCCUCGAAUGUCAUCGCCUACUGGGUGGAUGGAGACAUGGACUUAAGCAUCAGCAUGACAACUUGCUCCACGCUUCUUGCAAUGGGAAUGAUGCCACUUUGUCUCUUUAUUUACACCAAAAUGUGGACUGAUGCUGAUGCAAUUGUACUCCCCUAUAACAGCAUUGGACUUUCUCUGGUAGCUCUUGUAAUUCCUGUUUCGUUUGGAAUAUUUGUCAACCACAAAUGGCCUAGUAAAGCAAAAAUCAUACUUAAGGUGGGUUCCAUUGUGGGAGCAGUGCUCAUUGUGGUCAUUGCUGUGGUUGGGGGAAUACUCUACAAAGGCUCCUGGACUAUCACACCAAAAUUAUGGAUCAUUGGCACCAUAUUUCCAGCAGCUGGCUAUACUUUAGGAUUCUUUCUGGCUCGUGUAGCUGGUCUGUCUUGGAACAGGUGUCGUACAGUGUCUCUGGAAACAGGCAUGCAAAACACUCAGCUGUGUUCCACUAUAGUACAGCUCUCAUUCACUCCUGAACAACUUGAAUUGAUGUUUACUUUUCCACUCAUCUACAGCAUUUUCCAGUUGUUGUUUGCACUACUAAUUUUAGGAGGCUACCGUCUCUACAGAAGACACCAUGUCAAAACAAAGACAGAUGUUGAGAAAACAGCACAAAAAGAGGAUUCAAAAUCAAGUGCUAAAAUAAAUGGAGGAUUUGUAUCAGAUGAGAUGAAAUAGACAAUUACAUCUGUUUCCACCAGCUGUGGGAAAAAAAGAAUAUAUGAUUUAUUUAAAACUUUUUUUUUCACAUGCUGUUUUUUCAUGGAAAUAUUGAACAAAAGAAGAAGUUCUGCUAACAUUGUACAGCGAGACUUUAAAAUUAUUAACUUAAGAAAGAUCUACUUUGAUUUUUAACAUGGUUUUUUGCCACAAUCGCAGAAUCUGGUUUUGAAGAUAAUUCCCUAAAUUAUGGAUUCUUUUACUUUUUAUUAUUAUGGAUUAUUUAACAGAAAGCAGAAUAAAGGUGGGCUAUUGCUAAAAAGAUGCCGAUAUCUGCAAUACCAAGUCAGGUCAUUAUCCUGCAAAUCCAUCUGCUAGUCUCGGCACACAAAACAAAAGGAAAUCUUCUGAAAGUGAGCAGAAACAGAAGUUGAUAUGGAAGAUCUGGUAAGGCUGAAUAUGAAUCAAGCAUGAAACUGGACCAAGCCAAUAAUGAAAUAAAAGUUUCAUUUAGGUCAGUCUGGGCAGACUAAAGCACUGUAUUAAUUGCUUGAAGCAUUAAUUUAUUCUAAAACUAUAAUUUUAGCAAGUGCAAGGCACCUUAUGACUCCAUUAUUUUUCCCAAAGUAAUAGAAAGUAAUAGAAUGUAACAGCCUUACAUCUUCAGUCUGGGUCUUUUAGGUGCUGGAAACGAGAACAGAGAGACAAAGGUGAGGUCUUAAGCCUUGAGCAAUUUUAGUGACAGCAGUGACAGCUGCAUACAAAGGAGCAAGCAGAGAUUCUGGAAGUGUAAGAAAUUAUCAGCUUCUGCACUGAAAGGAAAGCAUUUGAAAAUGAAACCAAAAAAUGUCCCUGAUUCAUCCAGGACUGCUUCUACCAAUCUUAACAUGAGACAGCAGUGCUUGGAAAGAGUUAUAUAUUUUUGAUAGUUUAUGAACUAAAUAAAUUUGAACCUGCCAGAGGUCUAUGACAUAUAGACAUUGGUAUGGUUGACAAUUUGAAGAUUUUAUUUAUAUCAACCAUGAAUAGAAAUAAUUGGAUGUACACAUACAUUAUAUACAGUUUGUUUCUGAGAGUUCAUGUGGAAAUCUCUCCUAAUUUUGAGGAGAAAAUAAGUACAAUUCUAAGAGAAACAGUGCAGUAUACUCCUUGCAGCUGUAAUUUUUUAAGGAAACAUUCAGUAAUAUUGGUCCUGUAGCUGUUAUGUAAAGAAAAUAUCCAGAGAACUUCAGAGAGGCUGGCUGACCAAAAAUUCAAGAGUGAACCAACUAUCAGCUCAUGGAAACAAUAUACCUUUCUAUCAUAUGCAAAUGGACCUUCUGAGGUAUGCUGAGUUAAUUUGGUGGGUUUUUUACAAACACAACUUGUGGAAUUUAAGUUCCAUACGUGCAGCUUUCCACUGCUGCAGAAAUAUGCACUGGUCCACUGCUGCCCAGUACUAAACAUAGAAUAAAUUAUUGUUGUCAACCGUAUGUUAGGGAAAGGGUCUCAAAAUGUUCCUGAGUUCUGUGAGGUUUGAAGCUGCUUUACUUUUGGCAGGGAGAUCAGAAUGACCAUAACUUCCAAGGAGGAGUUCAACACUGAAUGGGUGUUAGUACACAAGGUGUUCUGUGUUUUAUAGAACAAAGAUUAAACAAAACAAUGUGGCAAAGACUGUUAUGGAGAAAUUAUAAAUUGUGAAAUAACACAUGAAAAGGAUAAGCUGUUAUUUGUAACAUCUGUACUUAAAAUGGUUAUUGUCUCGCUCCUGCAGCCAUCAAAAAAUGGACAGUGGAACUUAGAUAGGAUCAUGUCUUUCUUACGAACAAAGCUGCUACCCUUCCUCCAUGCUUGCUGAAUUUCAGUGUUUCUGUGUAUAUUUCAAGCAGAUCUUGAAAAUGUAUUGAAGAAUAAUAGUUUGUCUUGGUUAUACUCUGUGUGUGUG